AUGGAUAGCAGCUGGGGGAGCCUCUUGGAGGAUGAGCAGCAGCUGAAGGAGCUGGUGUGUCAGGCUGUGGACCGGGCUCUGGCCGAGGGAGUGCUGCUAAGGACGCCACAAGAGCCCAGCUCUUCAGACGUGGUGAGCUAUGCCCCGUUCACACUGUUCCCCUCACUGGUCCCCAGUGCCCUGCUGGAGCAGGCCUACGCCGUGCAGAUGGACUUCAACCAGCUGGUGGACGCUGUCAGCCAGAACGCCAUCUUUCUGGAGCAAACUCUCUCCAGCACCAUCAAAAGGGAUGACUUUACUGCUCGUCUCUUUGACAUCUAUAAACAAGUCUUGAAAGAAGGCAUUGCCCAGACCGUGUUCCUGGGCCUGAACCGCUCAGACUACAUGUUCCAGUGCAGCGCAGAUGGCUCUCCAGCCUUGAAACAGAUUGAAAUCAACACCAUCUCGGCCAGCUUUGGGGGCCUAGCCUCCCGGACCCCGGCUGUGCACCGACAUGUUCUCAAUGUCCUGAGAAAGACCAAAGAAGCCACCAAGAUCCUCUCCAAUAACCCCAGCCAGGGAUUGGCCUGGGGGAUCGCCAAAGCCUGGGAGCUCUACGGCUCAGCAAAUGCCCUGGUGCUGCUGAUCGCUCAAGAGAAGGAAAGGAACGUGUUUGAUCAACGUGCCAUAGAGAAUGAGCUGCUGGCCAGGAACAUCCACGUAAUACGGCGACGAUUUGAAGAUGUCUCUGAAAAGGGGUCUCUGGACCAAGACCGUAGGCUGUUGAUGGAUGGCCAGGAAGUUGCUGUGGUUUACUUCCGGGAUGGCUACAUGCCGAGUCAAUAUAGCCUACAGAACUGGGAAGCACGCCUACUGCUGGAGAGGUCGUGUGCUGUCAAGUGCCCGGACAUUGCCACACAGCUGGCUGGCACUAAGAAGGUGCAGCAGGAACUGAGCAGGAAGGGUGUGCUGGAGGCACUGCUGCCUGGCCAGCCUGAGGCUGUGGCCCGCCUCCGUGCCACCUUUGCUGGCCUCUACUCAUUGGACAUGGGCGAAGAAGGGGACCAGGCCAUCACCGAGGCCCUUGCUGCCCCACACCGAUUCGUGCUAAAGCCCCAGAGGGAGGGAGGAGGUAACAACCUAUAUGGAGAAGAGAUGGUCCAGGCCCUGGAGCAGCUGAAGGACAGCGAAGAGAGGGCCUCCUACAUCCUCAUGGAAAAGAUUGAACCUGAGCCUUUUGAGAAUUGCCUGCUCCGGCCUGGCAGCCCUGCCCGAAGGGCCCAGUGCAUCUCCGAGCUGGGCAUCUUUGGGGUCUAUGUCAGGCAAGGAAAGACACUUGUGAUGAACAAGCACGUGGGGCAUCUGCUUCGAACCAAAGCCAUUGAGCAUGCUGAUGGUGGUGUGGCCGCAGGAGUGGCAGUCCUGGACAAUCCAUACCCUGCGUGA
This is a messenger RNA of Orycteropus afer afer, 1425 nucleotides long. RefSeq names its product glutathione synthetase (gene GSS). Bases 1 to 1425 code for a protein of 474 amino acids. The record is from RefSeq and is a predicted model, not a curated record. Gene Ontology annotation, cellular component: cytosol. Lineage: Eukaryota; Metazoa; Chordata; Mammalia; Tubulidentata; Orycteropodidae. Gene Ontology annotation, molecular function: glutathione synthase activity; ATP binding; glutathione binding. The transcript is spliced from 12 exons. Gene Ontology annotation, biological process: glutathione biosynthetic process.